Messenger RNA from Arachis duranensis, 1267 nucleotides. RefSeq names its product protein SOSEKI 2. The record is from RefSeq and is a predicted model, not a curated record. The transcript has 4 exons. NCBI's taxonomy places the organism in Eukaryota, Viridiplantae, Streptophyta, Magnoliopsida, Fabales, Fabaceae. Bases 122 to 1036 code for a protein of 304 amino acids.
GUUUAAGAUGAGACUGUAUUGACCCGUGGGGAACAGCCCCUGGAUACUGGAUAGAGAGAAUUCAGAGAAGACAAACUUGUGACCAGUAUCUGAUUCUGCAAGCAAUCUCAGGCAAAGGAAGAUGGAAGUUGGUUCAGAAAGGGAAAGAUUAUGGAGGAGCAAGAGAGAGACGAGCCCUGAGCGUGUAAAAACGUGGAGGUUGAAGGGUCCCGGUCCCGGUCCCAGUCCUCGUUGUUCAGGUAGCAGGAAGGUUCAAGUUGUUUACUACCUCUCCCGAAACGGGCUCUUAGAGCAUCCACACUUGAUGGAACUUACCCUUCUGCCCUCGCAACUACCUCUUCGCUUGAAGCACGUGUUUGAUCGCCUCAUGGCUCUCAGAGGCACUGCCAUGCCCUUGCAAUACUCAUGGUCUAGUAAAAGGAAGUAUGUACUCAAAGGAUCUCAGCUUCUUCAACCUUCCACCGAACGCCAAGGAUAUGCAUAUGAUGAUGUUGAUGACGAUGAGGAGGAGCAGGGAGAUAAAACGAGUUCCACAACCACACCCCAUUCUCGCUGCUCCAGAGGUGUAUCCACCGAAGAACUCCUUCACAUCAACACAAGUACAAUUUCGGAAGCACUUGGCGCUGCCCCUGUUCCAGGUGCUGCUACUCUGGCUGAAAAGCUGAACCACCAAGGUAAUGAGCGGAGAGUGUUAGAAGAUGAAGGAGCAACACCGAGUCGUCACUCGGUUCUGCUGCAGCUGAUAGCGUGCGGUAGCUCCGCUUUGGAGAGCAAUGUGGGGACCACCAAGAAAAGGGAGACUGUGGGGAAGUUGCAAUGUGAAGAUAAGGAAUACUUCAGUGGCAGCCUCCUCGAAUCCAUGAAAGCCCAAGCCCAAGCCCAAGCCCCAUCCCCAUUGGAGCCACAACUCACCAGAUCUAAUUCCUACGACGAACAAAGACGAAGCAGCAGGCUGAGAAUGGAAGAAAACGAGGGAGGAGAAGGAGGGGGACUCAUCCACAAAUGCAUUCCUCGCAAGAAAUCAUCUUCCAAGUGACGCCAUCUCAAUCUCUAUAAUUAUUAAUUAUAAUAUACUAUCAUUUCGGUAGCUGCCUCUCAUCUGUUAUUAAUCUUAUAUGAUUGUUGCAUGUUCUUCACCAUAUCUGGCAACACCAACAUUCAAGUUAAGCUUCGCACCAAACUAUAUGUGAUAACUCAUCACAGACUUUGACGAUGUUUCAUGUAAUCUGGAAUUUCUGAUACAUUCCAUUAUUUUACAAUAUAAAUA